This is a messenger RNA of Caenorhabditis angaria, 987 nucleotides long. NCBI's taxonomy places the organism in Eukaryota, Metazoa, Nematoda, Chromadorea, Rhabditida, Rhabditidae. The record is from the annotation of a GenBank genome assembly.
UUGGUUUUAAAUCGAGGAAGAGUGUUUUUCUGUGAAUGGCCAUAUUUUGAUAUUCGAAUUUCAAGUGAAGAAAAGGAUAAAUUUGAAAUUGGAAGUGUUGUGAAAGUAUCUGCAAAUUUCGAUGGAACGGUAACUUUUUUUGGCAAAUUUCAAAAGGUUCCCUAAUUUUUCAGGACUGGAAAAUCACCAACAUAGCUGUUGAUACAAAAGUUCCGGCUUUCGAAGUCAAGAAAAUUCAAAAUCGCAAAACUUAUUAUCGAAUUCCAAAAGUGCAUGCAAACAAAUAUUUGCCAAAUUGUCUGUUUCAUGAGAUUUUUGGAAUGAUUGCAACACCGCCAAGUUUUCCUGAAUUAAUCGCCAACACUCAUUAUGAAUUUGAUGAUGUUUGGGUUGCAUUGAAUGAAGUUUAUCCAGGAGAUUUGAUUCAUCCACAAUAUCGAUUCAGAUAUGUUCGAAGUGGCCAAUGGGAUAAUUAUGAAGAUGUUGAAAGAGAUAGUCUUUAUGAUUUCAAUGAUGAUGAAUCGAUUAUUUCAUCGCAAUCUUCAAAAAGAGUUCGAUUUAAUGUUCCACAAGUAUCGGAAAGUGUGGAAAUCAGGGAGGAUUGGAGAACGAAAAUUGAUCGACAAGUUUUAACGAUUUCUCAAUCGGAAGAAUGGAGAAAUGAACCAGCAAAGGUAAAUUUUUGAAUGUUUUUGAAGUCAAGAAAAUUGUGUAAGAUUAAGUAUGGCACCAAAAGUUCAUGUGCUAAUUUUUUUUUAAAAAGAAAAUCAAAAUCUUUCCAAAGAAAUCAUAAUUUUUCAGAAAAUCAUUGCUGAAAUCGAUUCACAUUGCGUUGAUUGUGAAACUUGUCGCAAUAAAAGAUCAACCGAAGAAUGUUAUUUCCCAGAGAUUGUUGCUCAACUUCUUCGAAUGAAUACUUCAAUUAGCCGAAUUUUAGCUGAAAGGGAUUGGUUUACAUUUGUUGUUACUAGACGGUUCACAACUUAA